UUUACAGCAACGCCAUUCGCCGCGUGACACAGACAGCCUGCAACAGCAUCUCUACUUGUUUAUGCUAAGGCUAAGCUAACUAGUUAGCUUUCUGUCUGACUGGGUUUGUCUAGAACGUUGUCUAAUUUAUGCGGACCACAGAAACUCGUGCAGUGACUAGUUAAAGCGUUUAGCUAUAUAUUGGAUAACUUAAUCGUUCCGCGGUUUAUUAUUCAGAAGUCGUCAAAGCUCUGCUGAAAUGAAAAGUCCAAUUCUAAUGUUUUCAAGGAUUUAGCCGCACAGGUCCAUCUGUCACCCUGGCAACGCUGGAGCCCCCGAAUGGGGAGGAGCCAAGUCUCGGCAUGAUGUUGGUCGCUGGGGCGCCAGGCUCCGCCCCCAGCCCACAGAGCGAAGCGGUGACCAGUGAGCUUCAGGAACUGUCCCUUCAUCCCGCUGCAAAGCUGCUGCCUCUGAGGGAGAGGAAGAACGUCCUCCAGCUCAAACUACAGCAGAGACGAACGCGCGAGGAGCUGGUCAGCCAAGGGAUCAUGCCACCGCUGAAGAGUCCGGCGGCCUUUCAUGAGCAGAGGAGGAGUUUGGAGAGAGCCAGGACUGAGGACUACUUGAAGAGGAAGAUCAGGAGUCGCCCUGAGCGCUCUGAGCUGGUCAGAAUGCACAUUCUGGAGGAGACGUCGGCAGAGCCCUCCCUGCAGGCCAAGCAGCUGCAGCUGAAGAGAGCCCGGCUGGCCGACGACCUCAACGACAAGAUCUCCCACAGGCCAGGACCCAUAGAGCUGGUCCACAAGAACAUCCUGCCCGUGCCGGUCAACUGCCUCCUGGACUCUCCGAAGGGGGCCGGAGGGGAGAGCUCCUCAUUGGACGAGGACAGCAGCGAUGCCUUGUCUCCGGACCAGCUAGCCAAUCACGACUCUCCUAUGGGCUCUGUCUCCCAGGUGUCACCCUCUGACAUGCUGACCCAGAACGGAGACGUGUCCCCCACGCAGUUCCUUUCUCAGCCCCCGCCUCCUCCACCACCACCACCACCUCCACCACUGUUGCUAACCGGCACAGACUCCUCCCCCCAGCUGAAGAUGACCAGUGGGGCGCCGACCCCAGUGGCUUCCCGUAAUACUACUGGUCAGAGCAAGUCCCACUCCAAGUCAGGCUCGGACCGGCACCCCCAGCGCCCUAAGAAGGCCAAGGACACCAAGCCCAAGGUGAAGAAGCUCAAGUACCACCAGUACAUCUCCCCGGACCAGAAGGCGGAGCGGGAGCCGCCCCCCCAGCUGGACUCGUCCUACGCCAAGAUCCUGCAGCAGCAGCAGCUCUUCCUGCAGCUGCAGAUCAUCAACCAGCAGCAGCAGCACUACAACUACCACACCAUCCUGCCCGCUCCGCCCAAACCCCCUGCAGAGCAGCCUCCUGCAUCCAACCCCGGACCCUCCCCAUCACGCAGUGUUCCCACGACAACGCCGGCCCCCUCCAGUCAGAGCGCAGCUAGCCGUCAGAGCCAAGCCUCCGUGGGAGGGGCCAAACCAGGGACUCUGCCAGCCAACCUGGACGAGUUCAAGGUGGCAGAGCUGAAACAGGAGCUCAAGCUGCGAGGUCUGACUGUCUCCGGCACCAAGAACGACCUGAUUGAGCGACUGAGAAACUAUCAGGAGCAGCAGGACUCCUCAGCCAGCCCUGCAGGCCCCAAACCUUGCCAGUCACAGUCCAGCACAAUCCAGCCUGCUCCUACCAGCCAGGGCGGGACUACCACACUCGCGCACCAAUCGGCAGAGCCUAGCACUAAAGUGGCAUCGUUCUCAUUGGCCCAGAAUGUGACCCCAGGGCGGAUCAUGCGUUUUGGUAGCACCAGUUCUUCCCCGCCAGUGUCUCCCUCUCCAUCGGAACGUUCUCUGGCGGCCAUGAGCCCUGACGAGACCAGCUGUAAUGGAGACAUGUUUGGAGAGAUGGUGAGCUCUCCUCUGACCCAGCUCACCCUCCACCCCUCCCCCCAGCACCCCGGACCUCCCCCACUCCCUCUCACUCCCCAGGUCAAAGAAGAAAACCACAGGCAUCUCCAGUCCUCAUGCAGCUUUUCCAAAGCCCCGCUACUUUCGGGCCCCACAGCCCAACCUGCCCCGGGACAAAAACCCUCGGAAGGGCAGGCCAUGGACACCUCCUCCCUGGACAAGGACCAGAUGCUCCAGGAGAAGGACAAGCAGAUUGAGGAGCUUACCCGCAUGCUGAGGCAGAAGCAGAGGCUGGUGGAGACCCUCCGCUCCCAGCUGGAGCAGGGGAAGACCGGGGGAGGAGGAGAGAUGGAGGUAGGAGAGGGGAGUGCAACACUGGGCGUCAGCCAGUGUGUAGAGGCCCCCACCAAAGCUCCUCUGCCCAAGCCCUCUGCCCCAGCCCUGCACCCCCCUGCCCAGACCAAUGGGUUGAUAGUUGAGGUGAAGAAGGAGGUGGAGGCUGAGGGGAUGGAGGGACUGCAGGAUGAAUGCCAGGUGAAGAGACAGACUCAGCCCGCCCAGUGUUCCAAGCAGACACUGCUCAAGCUGCAGCAGAUCCACCGGCUGCAGGUCCAGCAACAUCAGCAGCAUCAACAGCAGCAGCAACAGCAGGUCCAGCAGCAGAAGGAGGCUAAGGUCCUGCUGAAGCAGCAGCAGCCGCAGCAGAAGACAGAGGCUCAGAUCCUGCUACAGCAACAGCAGCAGCUACAGCAACUCAUCAUCCAGCAGACCCAACAGAAGCAGCUCCAGGACCAGAAGAAACUAGCCCAGGCCCAGUUUCAGACCCAGGCCAGUGCCAAGGCCCAGCAGGCCAACACCCAGGCCCAAGUACAGGGGAAGCCAGCUCAGACCCAGGUGCAGCUCCAGACCAUCCAGAGUAACCAGGCAAAGACCUCGGUCCAAAUCAAGCAGGUCCAGACCCAGGUCCAGACCCAGGUCAAACCAUGCCAGGUCCAGACCCAGGUCAAACCAUGCCAGGUCCAGACCCAGGUCAAACCAUGCCAGGUCCAGACCCAGGUCAAACCAUGCCAGGUCCAGACCCAGGUCAAACCAUGCCAGGUCCAGAGGCAGAGCCAGGCUCAGCAGAGAAGACAGCUGAAGACCCAGAGACAUCAGCAGAAACAGCAGGCUGUAUCCACACAACAGGUCACCCCUGUCUUCAUCAGCCAACAGAAUGGCACCCAGGUGUCUGCCCAGACCAUCUCACUGGACCUCCUCAAGUCUCAGACCGCACCCACCCUGGUCACCGACGGCAAUGGAAACCAUUACUUAAUAGCACUGACCAAUCACAGUCCUGAUGGCCAGAACAGCGUAUCCUCAUUGGGAAAAAGCAACGGACGCAUUACACUUCAGAGACUGCAGUCAACCCCCAGCAAGCUUACAAGCCAAUCACCUCCCCAGACUUCCAGUACAGAAGCCCAAUCAGAACAGCCGGAUCCCAUGAGCCAGCCAAUUAAAAAGGGGCAGAAGGCGGGUCUUCCUCUGGGGACCAAUGGCGUGUCCGAGCCCAGACAGCCGGUUUCAGCCCCUCCCAAUCUCCAGCCCUUCUUUGAUGAGGCUUCAGACACUGACAGCCAGAGCACCAUGCCUCCCUCUCUCAAGGGGGAGGAGGUGUGUCCGCCAUACGACAGACACACAUUGUUCACCCCCCCCUCCCCUAAACCGACCUCCCCUCUCUCCACUCAGCGCUCCAAAGAGAACGGUCUGAGCUACCAGCAGAUGGAUGACCUGUUUGACAUCCUGCUUAAGAGUGGAGAAAUCUCUGGGUUCAAGGCCAAUCCUGACCCCUCGCUCGCCCACCUCCACUCCACCCCAACCUCCCCAUCCCCUCCCCCGUCUCCCCUCCACCUCUCCCCUCCAACCCCCCCAGAGCCCUCCCACCACGUCGCCUGCACAGGAAGUGGCCGUCUGGAGGACUUCCUGGAGACUACCACGGGCACGCCCCUUUUAGGGGUGGAGUCAGACGUGGGCCUUACAUUGAUUGAUGACCUCCACAGCCAAAUGCUGAGCAGCUCUAGUAUCCUAGACCACACCCCCUCCCCCAUGGACACCAGUGACCUGGGCUUCUCCCCACACCAAGCGGGGGGGCUGGACUUUGGAGACCCCACCCUGGACAGUAUGGACUGGCUCGACAUCUCCAUGGGUGGUGGUGGAGGAGGAGGGGGGGGAGGAGGGGGGGGCACCAGCCUGGCCCCUCUGGGCCCUCAUGCCCCCACCAGUGUGUUCUCAGCAGACUUUCUGGACAGCACGGACCUACACCUGCAAUGGGACUCCUGCUUGUAGCCUGGGAGGUCAACAUAGACACUUUUACACACACACACACACACACACACACAACAAAUACAUACCCAAAAGCAUACACAUGAAGAUGCGUGCACACAUACACACAGAAAAUACUGUACCACACACACUCAUGGUAGCUAGCUUACACUGUGUACAGAGUCCAUCUCUAUUUCUCACAAACACACUCUUCCUAUGCUGGCGUCACCACUGCAGCCUCUCACUUAUGCUGGAGGAGAGGAACCAACAGGUAGAGACCUGGAGCACCGCCCCACAGCACCACCCCCCCUGGCUACACGGCCCAUUGUAACGCUGGCUAAACUGAGGCUGCACUCCUGUUAGAAUGUGUCCUUCCAUGAUGACAAGGAGUCAACGAGCCGGGAGGACAUUGUCACCAAGUUUGCUUUGGCAAGAAUAUUUUCAUAGUUUGUGAAAUGCAGUAGUAGGCUCCGCGAGAGAUAGAAGGUUCUUCUCAUGUCAGUGGAGUCACGCUCACCUCUACAGCGCGCCCUAGUGGUGGAGUGGAGUGCAAGCCGAAAACCAGUGACCAGUGCCUCCAACUUUGCACUUAAAUGAAAAAAUAAAAUAAAUAAUGUAAUGACUGAGAAUCUGGUCAUAACCCCAAACAUUGUUUGAAACCUGCUGAUAAAAUUAUCCAUAAACCUCAUUGGUGGAAACUAGCUGAUGAACUGCACGUCAUUGGAGGUUGGUUAAUACUGAAGGUGUUCACUAGACCACUAUGCAUUGCUGUAUAUGGGGUGUAUAAUUGAUUGUCCAUAUUAUUUUUUUCCUGGUUGCUUAGAGACUAGCAGAGGGAAAUAAAGGGUCUGGACUAGGCUUCCAAACAUCUUGGACCUUGUCCUUUUUUUUUUAAAUAUAAAAAAAAUAAAUCAUGUGAUAACUUGAAAAUCA
Molecule: messenger RNA, 5168 nt
Organism: Osmerus eperlanus (European smelt)
Lineage: Eukaryota; Metazoa; Chordata; Actinopteri; Osmeriformes; Osmeridae
Gene: mrtfab
Product: myocardin related transcription factor Ab
Exons: 19
Coding region: 342-4259 (1305 amino acids)
Biological process (GO): positive regulation of transcription by RNA polymerase II; smooth muscle cell differentiation
Cellular component (GO): nucleus
Molecular function (GO): transcription coactivator activity
Source: RefSeq, a predicted model, not a curated record